AUGCGAUCCACCGAUGUUUGUCGUCCCUCAGGUUCAAAUGGUAUCGUGAGCAGUCGGAUGCGCGGUGUGAAUGAUACAACCAUCGAUCCCGUCAAUGAGCAUGAUGACGAGGAAGGCGUAAGCGUUGUCGGUGUUCAACCCGUUGGUGCAACUCCGACUGAAACACGGCAUGAUUUGGUAUUUGAUGAAGAUGAUGAAGAUGAUGAAGAGACCACCCCCACCAUUGGUGGUCGAAUGGCCAAUCGUCGUCCGACAAGUUUGGCUGUGCCGCGGCGUUUACAUAAUACUGCCGCCGAGUUUGAUGACGAUGCGUGGUGGUAUGGCUCGGGCGCCAGUACCCCAGAUGAGGAUCCCGUUGAAACCAUAGUGGCUAUUCUUACUGAUCGACAUCGGCGCAAUCGUGGUGCGCGUCAGCGUUCUCAUCAUGGUUACCGUGGAAGUCGUAGCGGUCGUGGACGUCGUGGCGUCUAAUAAGAUAAAAAUUGUAUGAUUUAGUUGUUCGAAUAAAUUUUCACAAUUUUUAUAUAAAAGUUCA
Molecule: messenger RNA, 535 nt
Organism: Contarinia nasturtii (swede midge)
Lineage: Eukaryota; Metazoa; Arthropoda; Insecta; Diptera; Cecidomyiidae
Exons: 4
Coding region: 1-471 (156 amino acids)
Source: RefSeq, a predicted model, not a curated record